Messenger RNA from Paramisgurnus dabryanus, 2062 nucleotides. It is a transcript of the gene lpcat2, whose product is annotated as lysophosphatidylcholine acyltransferase 2. Gene Ontology annotation, cellular component: endoplasmic reticulum. The record is from RefSeq and is a predicted model, not a curated record. Lineage: Eukaryota; Metazoa; Chordata; Actinopteri; Cypriniformes; Cobitidae. Gene Ontology annotation, molecular function: lysophosphatidic acid acyltransferase activity; 1-acylglycerophosphocholine O-acyltransferase activity; calcium ion binding.
UUGAGCACAUCCGCAAAGCGGUAGCGGCUUGUGUGUUGUGUAAUUAGAGGAGUGCGCACAGGGAAGUUUAGACACAUGAAGAAGCUCCUGUGAUGUGUGAAGAUGCCGCCGCUGCAGAGAGUCUUCGAGCUACCCAGACAACACUCCCUUAACCUGCCGGCUGUCCUCAAUCCAUUUGUGUACGACCUUAAAUUAACCAAAGCCGAGAAAAUCAAAUGUUUUCUUCUGGGAAUCAUCCUUGUGCCGAUCCGCGCAAUUUUCUUGCUUCUCGUCCUGAUGGUCUUGUGGCCGGUCGCUGUCGUAUUAACAUUUCAACAGCCUUUGAAAGGAGCCGUGGAGCCCAUGACUGGCUGGAGAAGGUUUAUGCGUCAAAGAGUGAUGACAUUUCUGGCUCGCCUUUAUUUCUUCGGGAUGGGCUUCAGGGUCGUAGUGAAGGGCAAGCAGGCCAGCAGUGCAGAAGCUCCGAUUCUAGCCGUGGCUCCUCACUCUACUUUCUUUGAUGCCAUUGUCAGUAUUGAAGCCGGUCUGCCCUCUAUUGUAUCCCGCUCAGAGUCUUUGGAUGCACCUAUCUUUGGAAGGUUUUUGAGAUGUGUGCAACCAGUGCUUGUUUCACGCACAGAUCCAGACUCUCGUAGAAACACUGUUCUUGAGAUUGAAAGGAGAGCAAAGUCAGGUGGCCGCUGGCCACAGAUCCUCCUUUUUCCUGAAGGAACAUGUACAAACAGAUCAUGUCUCAUUACUUUCAAACAAGGUGCUUUCUUCCCAGGUGUUCCAGUACAGCCCGUUGUUAUCAAAUACCCAAAUAAGUUGGACACAGUCACAUGGACAUGGCAGGGUCCAAAAAUGGCCAAACUACUGCUGCUAACGCUCUGUCAGCUCUAUACAACGGUGGAGAUUGAGUUUCUUCCCCCUUGGAUUCCUACAGAGGCUGAGAAAAAGUGUCCAACAAAGUUUGCUCAGUCAGUGAGAGCUGUCAUGGCAAAGUCUCUGGGCCUUCCAGUCACAGACCACACUUAUGAAGACUGCCGUCUGAUGAUAGCAGCUGGAGAAUUGACCCUGCCUAUGGAGACAGGACUCGUUGAGUUUACCAAGAUCAGCAGGAAAUUAAAACUUAAAUGGGACAAUUUAAAGAAGGAUUUGGAGAGUUUUGCAAACAUAGCCUGUUCGUGCAAAGGUGGAAGGAUCACAAUUGAAGAAUUUGCCAGCUUCCUAAAACUACCCAUCAGCCAACCUCUGAAGGAGCUCUUCGCUCUGUUUGAUAGGGAUGGUGAUGGCACCAUUGAUUUCAGAGAGUAUGUCAUUGGUGUCACGGUUUUGUGCCGACCGGCAAAUACCGAGGAAGUAAUUCAGACUGCUUUUAUGCUUUUCGACAUUGAUCAGGACAACUGUAUUACGCAAGAUGAGUUCAGCGGUUUGCUACGUUCUGCUCUUGGAGUGUGUGAUCUUGAUGUCAGCAGUCUCUUCAAUGAGAUCGAUGCAGAUGGAUCUGGACACAUCACUUAUGAUGAGUUCUGUACAUUUGCUCUCACCCACCCUGAAUAUGCCAAGCUCUUCACCACCUACAUCGAGUUACAGCGAUACCAGGCUCUCCAGAGCGAGCACUCUGAAUAUAACGGCUUUUUUCAUUGCUCUCAUCAUGAUGAUCUCCAAGAGAACAGCACCUCGGAAAAAAAAGACGACUGACACGGAAGGAGAAGGUGAAGCCACAAUGAAACUCAAGAAAGGCAUUCAGCUCUAAGAUUAAAGUUCUGACACACCAUCUGAAAAUGUGCCUUUAGCUUGGGUGGAGUGAUAUCCGUACAAGCACAUGUGCAGUUAUAUAGUUCCGUAGAUAUUUUAUAAACUAUUUAAUGUCUAUUUAAAUGCUUUUGGAUCAGUGUUUACAAACUGCGAAUACUGGAUGUAUGUAUGAAUAUGCUAUAACAAUUAUUUUCCUGUGGCAACACAAAAUGUUGUUUUAUUCUAAUUAGGUUUUUUAUAUAAUGUUUGUAGCUUAAACUUCAUUUUUCAUUAUUUGCCGUUUAUAUCUUCUUUAAAUAAUAAAAAAGAAAGUGAUAAAAUG